This is a messenger RNA of Aspergillus pseudotamarii, 2480 nucleotides long. RefSeq names its product mRNA export factor mexA. Gene Ontology annotation, molecular function: RNA binding; protein binding. Lineage: Eukaryota; Fungi; Ascomycota; Eurotiomycetes; Eurotiales; Aspergillaceae. Gene Ontology annotation, cellular component: nucleus. Bases 87 to 2087 code for a protein of 666 amino acids. The transcript has 3 exons. Gene Ontology annotation, biological process: poly(A)+ mRNA export from nucleus. The record is from RefSeq and is a predicted model, not a curated record.
AAAAAAAAAACCGAUACCAACCACUACUUUACCCUCGAUACCUACCAUCCUCCUCCCAUUCGAAUAUAUUUGCCACUGCGAUCAACAUGAAAGGAGGGAAAGGCUCCCGAGGCCGCUCAGGCGGCUCGGAUCGCGGGGGUAUUCGCAAGAAAGGUGCAGCAAAGCGGAUCGAUCGAGAUGGUGAUCUGGCUAUGGACGCAGGCUCUACUCAAGGCCGUGUAAAGAGGGCGCGCGGGGAUUCCAGUCGCUCGGUGACUACUGGACCACGGGCCCACACACGCGAUAGGGCACUCGACGCUAUCCAAAAGGCUAUUUCAAGCAACACAAGUUCUCAGGCAAAUGUCCGACAAGGUGGCCGAGGCAAUAAUCUGGAACAAGUUAGCGUUCGAGGAUGGAAACAGAGCAAAGCAGCGUCCAACCGCGACGGUGGCGUUGAAAGUCUAAUCACCUUCCUCGAAAAGAAACUCAACUCAUCCGACUCGAAAGCUGGCUCCCGCGCAAGGAUUACAAAGUCGCGGGUUGAAGGCGAUGCUUUCAUAGUAUCUAUCCGGCCGGAGUUGUUGGACAGGAUGCUGAAAAUGAAUGGUUUCAGUUUUGCAGGAGCACCUCUUACGAUCCAGACAUAUGAUCCGUCCGCCAAUGGAAUGGACCAAACGAUGCUAUCCGAAGUGUCGCGGAACAGUGGUGCCCCCUCGACCGCCGAUACCAAAUCGAAGAUGACCGCGAUCUUGAGCAAACGCUAUUUUCAACAGCAGAAAUUGCUUAACCUCUCUAAGCUUGGCAGCGACCCGGACCUGUUGGCAAUGGGAAUCUUCGAUAGCACAUCUACUGAAUCCAAGUUCUUCCCAGCGUUGAUGAAGGUGUGGGAGAUGAAUUUUGAUAACUCCACAGCGCGACGCGAGGCUGUGGAGAGUGUCAGCCUUGCCGACAAUCAGCUCGCAAAUAUCACGGUCGUCACGACAUUGGCUCAAUCAUUCCCCGACUUGAAAAAUCUUGACUUAUCGAAUAAUAAUUUCAAAGACUCUCAAUCCUUAAUUGGAUGGAGAUGGAAGUUCCGAAAUCUGGAAUUUCUCGACCUCACCGGUACCCCUUUCAGCGCGGAUCCUACUUUCAAGGACACCAUGCUCAAGUGGUAUCCUAAACUUCGAUAUUUGAAUAAUACAGAAGUUCGGACGGCGGAGGAAGUGGCUGCGCAGAAGAAGACACCAAUCCCUGUUCAGGCGCCACAUUUCCAGGAUGAAUCUCAAAUCGGAGAGAACUUUGUCAAGGCCUUCUUUGUUGGUUAUGAUAACAAUCGUACUGACCUUCUGAACGGUGUAUACGACAACAAUUCCACAUUCUCGCUGAAUGUCAACACCACUGCUCCGAGAGCCCAGCAGACCGAGACUGCGGCCUGGGAUCCUUACAUCAAGAAGAGUAGGAAUCUACUCAAGAUCAAUCAUCUUCCUGCGAGGAUGUCUCGUUCCUUUGUCGGUGCGGACAAGAUUCGUGAGAUGUGGAGCAGCCUUCCUCAAACACGACAUCCCGACAUAGGAACUCACCCUGAAGAAUGGCUUAUUGAAUGUUUCCCCAUCCCUGGGCUUCCUGAUCCUUCCGGGCAGAGCCCGACUGGGGUGGGUGGACUUCUUAUCAUGGUGCAUGGAAAAUUUGAAGAGAUCAAUGGACCGAAGGUUGACCUUCGGAGUUUCGAUCGGACAUUCAUCCUGGGACCUGGCGGAGGCAUGGGCGGUAUUAGGGUGAUCAACGAUAUCCUUUGUCUACGGGCUCAUGGGGGCCAUGAAGCAUGGAUGUUGGAGCAGCCGAUUGUCCAAGCAAUUCAACCCGGACAACCUCCCAUCCAACCACCGGCUGCUCCUUCGGCUACUUCCGAUGGUUACGGUAUGCCCGCGCCAGGCAAACCAGAUGCCCAGGUCCAACAAGAGCAAUUGGUCAUGCAAAUAAGUGCCAAAACGGGCAUGACUCUGCCAUACUCUGAAAUGGCGCUUUCGGGCAACGGUUGGAAUUUGGACGCUGCCCUGAAGAAUUUUCAGGAGCUCAAGGCUCAGGGACAGCUGCCUCCAGACGCUUUCCUGCCUGGAGCUGUCUAGUUCUUAUCUGAUUUUUACAUACCCAAAAACUUUUUGAGUGGAGGAAGCUGUGGUGUUUGCUUGGAGUCUUGUUCAACUGUUAUUUUUAUACUGCAUUUAUUUGUGCUUGCAUGGCUUAGGCGAAUGGUUGUGGGUUCUUUGACUUGUUUAAAAGAUUUCACUGUAUCACAUUUACUGAACCUCGAGAGACGACGAAGAUCAUGUCCAUAUAGAUAGAAAGGGGAGAGGGUUUCCAUUUGAUAACCCCCACGAGACCAAUAUCACUUGCUGGGUCUGCUUCUUAACGGGCCAGAAAACAAGCACACAACUUUCACAACUAUCUGUAGAAAAGAAAAAGAAAAGAAGGAGGAGGAGGAAGAUGAAGAAGAAGAAGAAAGAAAGAAAGAAAAGGUA